Messenger RNA from Pezoporus occidentalis (night parrot), 2351 nucleotides. It is a transcript of the gene WDR43, whose product is annotated as WD repeat domain 43. Gene Ontology annotation, molecular function: protein binding. The transcript has 18 exons. Gene Ontology annotation, biological process: maturation of SSU-rRNA from tricistronic rRNA transcript (SSU-rRNA, 5.8S rRNA, LSU-rRNA). Bases 55 to 2031 code for a protein of 658 amino acids. NCBI's taxonomy places the organism in Eukaryota, Metazoa, Chordata, Aves, Psittaciformes, Psittacidae. The record is from RefSeq and is a predicted model, not a curated record. Gene Ontology annotation, cellular component: nucleolus.
GUGCGCGGCGCAUGCGCGCGGAGCGAGCACGCGGAGGGCCGGGCAAGCAGCGCCAUGGCGGCGGCAGCCCCGCCGGUGGGGGCCGUUUGCUCCUUUUCCCCCCGCGAUUGCCGCUUCUUCGCCAUCUCCAGUUCGGAUGGGCGCCUGCGGGUGUGGGAGACCGUGAACAGCCGCUUGCAGCAUGAGUACGUGCCCUCCGCUCACCUCAGUGCUGCCUGUACUUGCUUGGCGUGGGCCCCGCCGGGGGGACGGCAGCCCCCCAAUAAGGUACAGGAUGGUCCACAGAGGAAAAAACGGAAGUCUGAAGUUGCAGAAGUGGACAGGCAAUUAGAUAUCCUGGCUGUUGGUACAGCAGUUGGUAGCAUUUUGUUGUACAGCACAGUAAAAGGAGAACUACAGAGCAAGCUAGAUGGUGGUCAUGACAACAGAGUAAACUGUGUGAGAUGGCAUCAAGACACCUGCUGCUUGUAUAGCUGUUCAGAGGACAAACACAUUGUGGAAUGGAACACACAGACCUGCAAAGUAAAGUGCAAGUGGAAAGGUGACAAUAGCAGUGUCACCUCUUUAUGCAUUAGUCCAGAUGGGAAAAUGCUGCUGUCAGCUGGUAGAACUAUAAAACUGUGGGACCUGGAGACCAAAGAAGUCUACAGACAUUUCACAGGCCAUGCUACAUCAGUGUCAUCAUUAACGUUUACCACAGUGAAACCUAUGAAUGAAAAUAAGCCCUUUGAUGGAAUUACAGGGCUUUAUUUCUUGUCUGGAGCCAUACAUGACCGAUUACUGAGUGUAUGGCAGGUCAGAUCAGAUAGUAAAGAAAAGAAUGCCGUGAUGUCUUUCACAGUAACAGAUGAACCAAUUUUUAUUGACCUGACUGUAUCAGAAGUCAAAGAAGAGCCUGUGAAGUUAGCAGUUGUUUGCCGAGAUGGGCAGUUGCAUUUAUUUGAGCAUAUCUUAAAUGGUUACUGCAAAAAACCCUUAACAUCAAACUGUACUAUCCAGAUAGCAACGCCUGGAAAUGAUGGGGACUCCACACCAAAACCAGUCCCUAUUCUGGCAGCUGCAUUUUGCUCAGACAAACAGUCUCUGCUGCUUGUGUAUGGAAACACCUUACAGCCCAUCAUAGAGAAAGUGUCUUUAAACACCAUGGAAUCCCAUAUAUGUUUGAUAAGGGACAUCCAGAAAGUGUUGUCACUUAAAACAGAUGUUGCCCUAACAAAGGUAAAAACGCCUGUUGUGAACUCGGACGCCAAAGUGCUAGUGCCUGGUAUUCCAGGACAUAGUACAGCUGUCAAAACUCCAGCCUCAGGAAAGGAGAAAAAGAAAAACAAGAGGAAACCAGGAGAGACAGGGGAAAGCAUUGAAGAGCGCUUAGAGGCAUUGGAUAUUGAUGUGAGCAAAGUCAAAACUCCAGGUGGCCUUCCACAAACAGAUAGCUUCGCGGUACUUUUGGUUCAGGGCUUGGAAAGCAACGAUGCAGAAAUCCUAAAUAGAGUGCUUAACACAAGAAAAGAUAAUGUAAUAAAGAACACAGUAUCCAGAAUGCCUAUACAUGCUGUCAUUCCACUACUACAUGAGCUUACAAAAAGAUUGCAAGGCAACCCAUACAGUGCCUCCCUAAUGGUUCGAUGGCUGAAGUCUGUUUUUACUAUACAUGCAUCCUACCUUUCCACAUUGCCAGACCUUAUUCCUCAGCUGGGAAUGCUAUACCAGCUAAUGGAGAGCAGAGUAAAAACUUUGCAAAAACUUUCCCGUCUGCAUGGAAGACUGUUCAUUCUUGUCACCCAGGUUGCAGCAUCGGAAGCAGUUCAGGAUGUCACUGAGAUGAAUCAGACUGCAAAGCUGGUAUAUGAGGAUGAAUCCUCAGAGGAAGAAGGCUCAGAUGAUGAGAUGAUUGCAGAUAAGGAGUCUGAUGAAAACUGGGAUGAAGACGAAGAAAAAGCGGAGCAAUCUGAUGAACAAGACAUGACUGUUGAAAAGGAAAUCAAUGGUGAUUCUGAUUUGGAACCAGAAAAUGAAAGUGAAGAAGAAUAACAGCACAGAAGGAUGAUUUUAACAGUUUAAACAAGUGGGCCACCAAACUCUUAAUUCUGGAUCAUCUUGCGGAAAGAUGCCAUAUUUGCAUAUUGGGAGUGCAGACUUGUGCACAGCCUAUGUGCAGAGGCACCUGUGGGGCAUGGUGCAUUUCUGAAUCCAGAAUGCUUAACCAUGCCAGCCUUCUCUCGCCCUAUUUCCCUGCGCUUACUUAUAGAAACAUUUCUUCCGCCUCAUGGUCAGAUUAUGCCUGUCAUGUGGACAUGCAUUUGUAUCUCAAGUGAAAUAAAUCUGCCACCGCUGUUUGUGUGGUAAACUUG